Molecule: messenger RNA, 3834 nt
Organism: Anguilla anguilla (European eel)
Lineage: Eukaryota; Metazoa; Chordata; Actinopteri; Anguilliformes; Anguillidae
Gene: mical3b
Product: microtubule associated monooxygenase, calponin and LIM domain containing 3b
Exons: 26
Coding region: 538-3795 (1085 amino acids)
Molecular function (GO): protein binding; FAD binding
Source: RefSeq, a predicted model, not a curated record
AGUGUGCGAAAACACUGUGAAUUUAGGAAAGGGUGCAACGUACAUAUAACAGUUAAUUUCAAACAUAAUUUGACUGGUAUAUACUGGUUUAAAAAAUUCGUGUGUGAUUAUGGUAGUUUACUUUAUGAUUUCAAUGACUACUUACAGUUUGGAGCCUGCCAAUUUCAACUGAGGUUAUCGUGUUUUGUACGGUACCCCUUAUAUUCCAAAGAAAUGCACCCUACCUUUGCCGUGUGAAGCUCGAAGCAACGCCUGUGGUAUGAACACGCCUGUUGGAAACGGGACAGACCAAGGACUUGAAAUAAGAUGUAUAAGGAAUAACCUCACGACUGUCCAUUUUCUACCGCCCUUUUCUCCAAAAUGUGGACUCUGGUAAAUGUGUCACAACGUGGAUUAUACUUUGUGGAAUUUCAGUAAACACGGACGCUUUUCAGGACUAAUUAAUACAUUUCAGGAUUGACUCGGUAGAACCAGAAUGAACAUGUCAGAAGGGGAAAGUUAAGAGCGAUUCAGAUAGAAGGGUGAUAGCGGAGGGGUAUGGGGGAUGGGGGCGUGGCCACUGGAGGAGGGAACCAAUCCCACGUCCUGUUUGACCGCUUCACCCAGGCGACCACCUGUAAGGGCACGUUGAAGGCCUUUCAGGAGCUCUGUGACUUCCUGGACCUCCGGCCUACUGACUCCCGCAUCUUCUACCACAAGCUCAAGUCUCGGCUCAACUACUGGAAGGCCAAGGCCCUGUGGGCCAAGCUAGACAAGAGGGCAUGCCACAAGGAAUACAAGAAAGGCCGCGCAUGUGCCAACUCCAAGUGUCUGAUCAUCGGGGCGGGGCCAUGCGGGCUGCGUACGGCCAUCGAGCUGGCCUUCCUGGGGGCCAAGGUGGUGCUGCUGGAGAAACGCGAUGCCUUUUCCCGGAACAACGUGCUCCACCUCUGGCCCUUCACCAUCCAGGACCUGCGCGGCCUCGGCGCCAAGAAGUUCUACGGGAAGUUCUGCGCUGGAGCCAUCGACCACAUCAGUAUUCGGCAGCUGCAGCUUAUCCUGCUGAAGAUGGCUUUGCUCUUGGGCAUCGAGGUCCACGUUAAUGUGGAGUUCAAGAAGCUGGUGGAGCCGCCUGAGGACCAGGAGAAUGAGAGGAUUGGGUGGCGGGCGGAAGUUCUUCCCCAGACGCAUCCGGUCAAUGAGUUCGAGUUUGACGUCAUCAUUGGAGCAGAUGGCCGGAGGAACACUCUGCCAGGAUUCCGCAGGAAGGAGUUCCGGGGCAAACUGGCCAUCGCCAUAACAGCCAACUUCAUCAACCGGCACACCUCGGCCGAGGCCAAGGUGGAGGAGAUCAGCGGCGUGGCCUUCAUCUUCAACCAGAAGUUCUUCCAGGACCUGCGGGAAGCCACAGGUGUCGACCUGGAGAACAUUGUGUACUACAAGGAUGACACGCACUACUUUGUGAUGACGGCGAAGAAACAGAGCCUUCUAGAGAAGGGGGUCAUCCUGCAUGACUACGGGGACACAGAGCGGCUGCUCUCGCGCGGGAACGUGGACCAGGCGGCCCUGCUCUCUUACGCCUGCGAGGCGGCCGACUUCUCCACCAACCACCAGCUGCCCUCGCUGGACUUCGCCAUCAACCACUACGGCCAGCCGGACGUGGCCAUGUUCGACUUCACCUGCAUGUACGCCUCGGAGAACGCCGCCCUGGUGCGCCAGCGCAACGGACACCAGCUGCUGCUCACCCUGGUGGGGGACAGCCUGCUGGAGCCGUUUUGGCCCAUGGGCACUGGGAUUGCACGUGGGUUUCUGGCAGCGAUGGACUCAGCCUGGAUGGUGCGGAGCUGGGCACAGGGGAGGGGUGCGCUGGACGUCCUCUCUGAGAGAGAGAGCAUUUACCGUCUGCUGCCCCAGACCACCCCGGAGAACAUCAGCAAGAACUUCGGCCAGUACAGCCUGGACCCCACUACCCGCUACCCCAACAUCAACCUCAGCAUCCUCCGCCACAAUCAGGUGCGUCACCUCAUAGACACAGGGGAGUCUGGGGAUUUGCACGUUGACGUAGAAAAUGCGGUCAACUCGUCAACAUCCAAACUGACGCGACAUGAAUCCAUUGUACGCUCCAGCAAGCUGCUGAGCUGGUGCCAGAAGCAGACGGAGGGCUACCGGCAUGUCGCUGUAACCGAUCUCACCAUGUCCUGGAAGAGCGGUCUCGCACUAUGUGCCAUCAUCCACCGCUUCCGCCCUGACCUCAUAGACUUUGAUUCCCUCAACGAGAAAGAUGUGGAGAAGAACAACCAGUUGGCUUUCGACGUGUCCGAGCGAGAGUUCGGCAUUUCGCCCAUCCUGACAGGGAAGGAGAUGUCCUCUGUUGCUGCGCCUGACAAGCUGUCCAUGGUCAUGUACCUCACACAGUUCUACGACAUGUUCAAGGAUAUGGUGCCCACUAGUGAUAAUCAAAACCUGAAUCCUGAGGAAAAGGCGGCCUUCAUCGCCAGCACCAAGUCACCCAUCUCCUUCCUGAGCAGGCUUGGGCAAACCCUCUCCCGCAAGCGCAACCCUAAGGACCAGAAAGAGAAGGAUGUUGAUGGUGUGAGGAAGAGGAGGAAGACAAACCAGUCAGGCCAGUCUCAGGAAGAGGAAGUUCCACGCCGCGGCCGCGAGGACCAGCCGCCGCCGGUCUCCGCCCUAACCGAGCGGAGGGUGGAAGUGUCGGCCGAUGCCAAUCACAAGGUCAAAUCUAUGGCCAAUCAGCUGCUGGCCAAGUUUGAGGAAAACGCCCCUGUCCCGCCCUCUGGACUCAAACGACAGAACUCGGUGCGUAAGGAGUUCCCCCAGUGCGUCGGCGGGAGCGACGUGUGCUUCUUCUGCCAGCGGCGCGUGUACGUGAUGGAGCGCCUGAGCGCCGAGGGCAAGUUCUUCCACCGCAGCUGCUUCAAGUGCGACCACUGCGGCACCACCCUCCGGCUCUCCUCCUACGCCUUCGACGUGCAGGACGGGAAGUUUUACUGCAAGCCUCACUACUGCUACCGACAGUCUGGCCACACCCAGCGGAAGAGACCCGCCCCCACUGUGGCUCCUCCCACCGCUAAGGAGAACCAGGCCCCCAUUCCCAGCCCUGUGGAUGUUCCAGUACAGGCAGUGGUGGGUGUGCCUCCAGCAGAGCGUUGGCCCUCAGGUACCCCCACAGUGGUGGAGGAGAACGGGCUGCAGGAGCCCAGCCUGGCCAAGCGGCUGCGGGGCACGCCGGAGCGCAUCGAGCUGGACAACUACCGCGUCUCCCUGGAGCAGCAGGAGGUGCUGGAGGAGGUGCCCGAGGAGACGCUGGCCGAGCACAACCUGAGCAGCGCGCCGGACAAGCCAGCCAGCGUGGAGGGGGGGUCCAGCAGCUCAGAGUCUGAAGAGGAGGGGGAGGGGUGCGCUCCUUCUGACCUUGGGGGCGUGGGCUGGAAGGAGGCAGUGGCACUGCACACCAAACUAAGGGGCGAGGUUGUAACUGGCGAGGGUGAGGCCAACUGCCUGGAGGAGGAUGAUGAUGAGGAAGAUGAUGAGGAACAGGAGGAAUCCAGUGAUGAGGGGGAGUACUGCCCCUGGGAGAGAGAGCGUCAGUCAGGCCUAUGCCUCCAGGAGCUGUCAGAUGAAGAAGGAGCAGACUCAGGUACAGGUGCCCUGUUCUCUCAGCAUGUGAAGUCCCGCACGGCCUGCUGGGAAAUCGGCUCACACCAAGACACUGUACAUUCAGGAAACCCUCCGGGCGACAGGUCCCCUUCCCGUUCAGGUGGCCCUGUGGCCCUCCCUGUCCUCAGAGCUCUGUGAGGAAGAGGAAGAUGAUGAGGAAGUAGGCAACCAAUGUGG